Molecule: messenger RNA, 1235 nt
Organism: Arabidopsis arenosa
Lineage: Eukaryota; Viridiplantae; Streptophyta; Magnoliopsida; Brassicales; Brassicaceae
Source: the annotation of a GenBank genome assembly
AUCCACAAAACUUAAUCUCAAUCACAACAAAAUACAAAAAUCACCAUAGACAAAAUAUGAAGCGAUUUAUUGUUCUUGCGCUUUGCAUGCUAAUGGUUCUUGAAACCACAAAGGGUUUAGAUUUCCAUGACAAAGAUGUGGAAUCAGAGGAUAGCUUGUGGGAGCUAUACGAACGGUGGAGGAGCCACCACGCAAUAGCUAGGAGCCUUGAAGAGAAAGCUAAGAGGUUCAACGUGUUCAAGCACAACGUUAGGCACAUCCACGAGACCAACAAGAAGGACAAUUCUUACAAGCUCAAGCUCAACAAGUUUGGUGACAUGACUAGUGAAGAAUUUAGGACAACAUACGCUGGUUCAAACAUCAAACAUCAUAGGAUGUUUCAAGGCGAAAGACAGACCACAAAGAGCUUCAUGUAUGCAAAUGUAGAUACUCUCCCAACCACCGUUGAUUGGAGAAAGAAUGGAGCCGUCACUCCUGUUAAAAACCAAGGCCAAUGCGGGAGUUGUUGGGCGUUUUCAACAGUUGUGGCUGUGGAAGGAAUCAACCAAAUAAGAACGAAAAAGCUGACAUCACUAUCAGAGCAAGAGCUAGUGGACUGCGAUACGAACCAGAACCAAGGAUGCAAUGGAGGUUUGAUGGACCUUGCUUUUGAGUUCAUUAAGGAGAAAGGAGGACUCACAAGCGAGCUAGUGUACCCUUACAAAGCUUCUGAUGAAACUUGUGACACAAACAAAGAAAAUGCUCCGGUAGUUUCAAUCGAUGGACACGAAGAUGUUCCUAAGAACAGUGAGGAUGAUCUAAUGAAAGCUGUUGCUCAUCAGCCUGUCUCUGUUGCAAUUGAUGCUGGAGGCUCAGACUUCCAAUUCUACUCGGAGGGAGUUUUCACGGGGCGAUGCGGAACAGAGCUGAACCAUGGAGUUGCGGUAGUUGGCUAUGGAACGACGAUAGAUGGAACAAAGUAUUGGAUUGUUAAGAACUCUUGGGGAGAGGAAUGGGGAGAGAAAGGAUACAUAAGAAUGCAAAGAGGGAUUCGUCACAAAGAAGGACUUUGUGGUAUUGCAAUGGAAGCUUCUUAUCCUCUCAAGAACUCCAACACUAAUCCUUCAGGACUUUCCUCGGAUUCGCUUAAGGAUGAACUCUAAAAGCUCUUUAUAUUUACUUAUUUAGAUUAAAAAGACAUUGACAAGUUUGUUUAUGAUGCUUGUUUGAUUUUUUAAUAUAUAUCUUCAUCGUUA